AGGAUCCCUGCUCAGCGGAGUGAAAUGGAAUGAAUAUUCUGCCAAAGGCUGGAAACUUUCCCUUGUAUGAUUAAGACGUAACGAUUCAGAAACACACACAGCCGUCAAAUAUCGUUUCACUGUCUAUGGCUACACCAUGAAGGCCCAGUUACAGAUAAUCGUGCUCUCUGCCAAGCUGAAGGAGAAUAAAAAGAACUGGUUUGGCCCAAGUCCCUAUGUGGAAGUGUCAGUGGACGGCCAGUCUAAAAAGACAGAAAAAUGUGUCAACACACACAGCCCCAAAUGGAAACAACCGCUCACUGUGAUUGUCACCCCGUUCAGCAAGUUAAUUUUCCGAGUUUGGAGUUACCAGACGCUGAAGGCGGAUAUGUUGUUAGGAAUGGCAUCGGUGGACGUCAGUGAAACGCUGAAAGCCAACGAUAUGAAGAUCUGUGAGGUGGUGCAGACGCUGCAGUUGAGUUCAGAUCGUGACCGGUGUGAGGUGGUGGGGGAUCUGUCUGUGUGUUUGGACGGUAUGCAGGUGGACCCUGAGACAUUCGCGGCAGAGGAGAGAAAGCACAAGGCCCUUGCCAACGGGGAGCCCAAACUGAACGGAGACGUCUCUGCAAGGUCUAGAGAGUCUUCUCCCUCACAGGAUGUCACUGAUGACGCAUCGCUGUCCAACGGCCUGGCGGGGGGCAGUACAGGGUCUCCCUCACUGUCUGGGGACUCUCUGAGACCACCACGUCCUCCAAGACCUCAGCGCGCACCCCCCGCCUCUCCACAAAAACCUGCCUCCUCCACAGCUUCCUCUGCAGGAUCCACUCCGUCUCACGGCAGUGCUGCUCCGAGUCCAGAAACAUCUCCUCGUGUAUCUGUGAAUGGAGGAGACGCAGGGAGUCAGGACUCUAGAGCAGGGUCAAGAUCGGGGUCAAGCCAGACCCCCAGUGUAAGCCCCACACCCCCCAGAGUGUCUCCCAUCAGCAACGGCCCGCUGCCCCCCGGCUGGGAACAGAGAGUGGACCAGAACGGCCGAGUGUAUUACGUCGACCACAUAGAGAAGAGAACCACAUGGGAAAGACCGGAACCAUUGCCUCCUGGGUGGGAACGCCGUGUGGACCCUAUGGGUAGAGUGUAUUAUGUGGACCACAUCAGUCGCAGCACCACUUGGCAAAGGCCCACGGUGGAGUCUGUACGUAACUACCAGGAGUGGCAAAACCAGCAACGGCAGCUUCAAGGAGCCAUGCAACAGUUUAACCAGAGAUUCAUCUACGAGUUGCAGGACCAGCUCCAGCCCACAGCUAAUAAAGAAUUUGACCCAUUGGGUCCUCUACCACAGGGAUGGGAGAAGCGGACAGAUACCAAUGGCAGGAUGUAUUUUGUACACCACCCAACUCGCAGCACGCAAUGGGAGGAUCCUCGCACACAGGGGCUGCUGAACGAGAAGCCUUUGCCUGAGGGUUGGGAGAUGAGGUUUACUGUGGAUGGAAUCCCAUACUUCGUGGACCAUAACAGGAGAACCACCACUUACAUCGAUCCUCGUACCGGCAAAUCCUCCCUGGAGAACGGUCCUCACAUUACCUAUGUGCGGGACUUCAAGGCCAAGGUGCACUACUUCCGCUUCUGGUGUCAGCAACUGUCAAUGCCACAGCACAUUAAGAUCCACGUCAACCGUAAGACGCUAUUUGAGGAUUCCUUUCAGCAGAUCAUGAGUUUCCAUCCUCAGGACCUGAGACGGAGAUUAUGGAUUAUAUUCCCUGGAGAGGAAGGCCUGGAUUACGGAGGAGUUGCCAGGGAAUGGUUUUUCCUGCUCUCUCACGAGGUGCUGAAUCCCAUGUACUGUCUGUUUGAGUACGCUGGCAAAGAUAACUACUGUCUCCAGAUCAACCCUGCCUCCUCCAUCAACCCAGACCACCUCAAAUACUUCAGGUUCAUUGGACGAUUCAUCGCCAUGGCCCUGUUCCACGGCAAGUUCAUUGACACUGGAUUCUCUCUGCCAUUCUACAAACGCAUCCUCAACAAACCGCUUGCUCUGAAAGACCUGGAGUCCAUCGACCCAGAAUUCUACAACUCCCUCAUCUGGAUCAAGGAGAAUAACAUAGAGGAGUGCGGUUUGGAGAUGUACUUCUCUGUGGAUAAGGAGAUUCUGGGUGAAGUCACCACUCAUGAACUCAAACCUGAUGGAGGGAACAUCCAGGUCACAGAGGAGAAUAAAGAAGAAUAUAUCAGGUUGGUGGCAGAGUGGAGGUUGUCCCGAGGGGUGGAGGAACAGACUCAAGCUUUCUUUGAAGGCUUUAAUGAAGUCCUGCCCCAGCAGUACCUACAGUACUUUGAUGCUAAGGAACUAGAGGUGAUGUUGUGUGGGAUGCAGGAGAUAGACCUGGCUGACUGGCAGAGAAACACUAUCUACAGACAUUACGCCCGGAGCAGCAAACAGAUCGUCUGGUUCUGGCAGUUUGUCAGAGAGAUGGACAACGAGAAACGGAUGAGACUUCUGCAGUUUGUGACUGGGACCUGCCGACUUCCUGUGGGGGGCUUCACUGACCUCAUGGGGAGCAAUGGGCCACAGAAGUUCUGUAUAGAGAAAGUGGGGAAGGAGAACUGGCUCCCCAGAAGCCACACAUGCUUUAAUCGUUUGGAUCUGCCUCCUUACAAGAGCUACGAGCAACUCAAGGAAAAACUGAUGUUUGCAAUUGAAGAGACAGAGGGUUUUGGCCAAGAGUGACAUACGUGUGCACACACACACACAAACACACAAACACACACACACACACACACACACACACAGGUACACACAUACGCACACUCAUUCACACACAAAACACACAUAGAGCAGCAGCACACAGCAUCAUCAGUGGUGUGUCUUCGUAGCAGCAGGGAUCGUCUGUGGGUAUCACCUGCAUGGAGGGGGCUGGAUCAAAGAAUGACAAGAAAAAGGCAGAUUCAAUCCUUCAUCCUUUUUGUUCAGACUGUCGAAUGCAAGCCCCAUCUCUUCUUUUGUCUCCCUUUCUUUCUGAUGCACUAUGUGAGAAAUUGGACAAAGACAUCAGAGACUUUUUUGCCCAUACAAUGCUGAAUGAGUCAUACUGGCUCAAUACUGAACCAAUGAACAUCACUGCUCAGGUUAUGCAACCUGCUCUCCUGGUUGGCCAGAUCAACGUGUGGAACUGCUUAACUGUUUUACCUUUAACACACUCGUAGUUUGUUUACAGACUGAUUUCUCUCUCUCUCUCUCUCUCUCUCUCUCUCUCUCUCUCUCUCUCUCUCUCUUUCUUUCCUUCUUUCCCUCUCUCUUUUUUUUUUGUGAAGUGUACCACGAGAUGUGAAGAGUCAGUGUGAUUUGCACAGAGUCCAUGUGAAAUAACUCAAACUAAUUGUGAAACAUAUGGGUAAUGGGUUCAUGAACUGGGACAUUUUAUUAUGCCGCGAUGCUUGAGCUCACCAGUGCUGUAAGACCAGUUAACAAAUUCUGUGUUAAUUGACCAGGUCUUUGGAGUGGCUGUGCUUAAAACUGGAAUUCCCUGCUUGUAUGGAGCAGGGGUACAGAAUCUUGUGAGAGUGUGAAAUUGUUUUUACGGCUUCAGUAAAGGCUGUUUAUUUAGAGCCAGGACUGGGCUAAUGAGCAGAGGUUUCAAACUGUGACUGGUUGUCUGCAGAAAAAAAAGAAAAGAAAAUCCUUAAUCUCUGUGUGUGUGUGUGUGUGUGUGUGUGUGUGUGUGUGUGUGUGUGUGUGUGUGAGUGUGAGAGAGACAUGCUGCACUUAGACAGGCAGGUAGGUUAGAGCAGGUUUAUAUUGCUAAGACAUUGGCCUACUCUUGUUAGUUUGAAAACGCACUUGUCACUUUGUAGUUUCUGCAUCUAAACCUGAAUUUCACAUGAUCACUCCAGGAGGUGGUCAGGUUUUUUUUUUUCCCCUUAAAGUCCUGAUGAUGUGGGAGGAGUUAACCCAUGAUAACUGCAGCGUUUGCUUAUUACUCCCACUGAGUGGUACUUAAUUAAACAACAACAACAAAAACAGUCACAUUUUUGUGCAUUUUGACUACCGAACCAAGACCGUUCAGUUUGAUCCAGGUUUUUAGUCUCAGUCUACGGAUAGCAUAGUCAGUGUUGUGAAAAUUCACAUCAGUACAGGAUAAAUGAACCUCACAUUAAAAAAAACCUGAUAUAUCCAAAGAUUGUCUCCUGGCCUCUAACCCUGAGGGUGAUAGCUGGCUUCAUUAGUGUAAUGGACAUAGAAAAACAUCAGACGUGUGUGAGUUGAUACUGAGGUAGGGGCAGAAUGAGUUGACCAUUGUUUGACUACUCUAGGGAGCUCUUUUAUGAAUAUGCAGUGACUGUACAAAAGUAUUUCCAUGCAAAAUAUCAGAUGAUUGCCUCAAGCUUCUUUUUUUUUUUUCUUUUGACUGAGGCCAUCUUUUGUUUUCCAAAACUACUGUGAAUUACAACGCUUAUUUUAGUUGAUUUUGCUCUUUUGUUUCUUUUUUGCUGUGAUAUAAAGUUAAAGUUUUCCAGAAUUGUGUGUGUGUGUGUGUGUGUGUGUGUGUGUGUGUGUGUGUGUGUGUG
Messenger RNA from Chanos chanos (milkfish), 4542 nucleotides. RefSeq names its product itchy E3 ubiquitin protein ligase a (gene itcha). Gene Ontology annotation, cellular component: cytoplasm. Gene Ontology annotation, molecular function: protein binding; ubiquitin protein ligase activity. Lineage: Eukaryota; Metazoa; Chordata; Actinopteri; Gonorynchiformes; Chanidae. The record is from RefSeq and is a predicted model, not a curated record. The coding region runs from base 137 to 2704 and encodes 855 amino acids. Gene Ontology annotation, biological process: protein K29-linked ubiquitination; protein K63-linked ubiquitination; proteasome-mediated ubiquitin-dependent protein catabolic process. The transcript has 24 exons.